This is a messenger RNA of Anopheles merus, 1514 nucleotides long. RefSeq names its product homeotic protein ultrabithorax. The coding region runs from base 272 to 658 and encodes 128 amino acids. Gene Ontology annotation, cellular component: nucleus. The record is from RefSeq and is a predicted model, not a curated record. Lineage: Eukaryota; Metazoa; Arthropoda; Insecta; Diptera; Culicidae. The transcript has a single exon.
CGUGAAACGCCAACCGAAAUUUUCUGCACCUUGCACAGACGCUUCAGUUUAUUGAUCCACACACAGGGGAGAAAAAAAAGGGACAAAAGCGACCUGCCGUGCAAGGGAACAAGGCGUGCUCUGGUGCAUUUUUCCAAACCCCGACGCUGUGUUAAGUGUUCACGUUUUCAGUCCGCGUUUACCGGAGGAACACCGCAACCCUUUGCAGACUGUGCUUCAUCACUGUGUAGUACCCCUUCGACGUUCCCUCGAAAACUCCUCACGCAAUAUCAUGUCGACGAACUUUAACGUUGGUGUGGCCGCGGAAGCGAAACCCUCGAGCCGCGUGCUGAAACCCCCGGGCGGUGGCCAUUCGGACAUUUUCGGCUCGUCGGACGUGCGGCAAAACCCGCCCCGGCCGAAGAACAACCAGCAGAACUCGUCCAACAUGAACGCCGUCAUGGGCACGAUGGACCCGAACGAGUCGCUCGAUACGGGAAAGCAGGGAGGCGGUGGUGGUGGCGCCGCACCGUCGUCCACCGGAGGAGACAACGGAUCAUCGGCACCAGCGCAAAAUGGAUCAUCAAAUGGCGGUGGCGGUGCGUCGGCGGACAGGCAGCAGGCAACGUCGGAACGGGCCCGCGUGCCACCGGGCGGUCACUCCCAGGGCUUCUGGUGAGCUGGGUGAGCGCAUCACCCUGCCUCCCCCGCCCCAUCCAACUCACUACAUCCAACACACAACCACUCGCCGCAAGUAACGCGCAUUUUGCAUUGCACAUCUCUCUGCUCUUUGCAACGGAACCAAAAGAAGUAGAAAAAACAAGUGAACUACUACUACUACUAGCACGGGAAUGGGGAGCACCAACCCUCCCACAUCCCCGCAAUGCGGGCCAGCAGGUUCCGGCUUUUCUAUAUUGUGUUUACAUCAUACUCUACGGCACCCAACGGAAGCAUCUGCCCGCACCCCGGGGGACACACCUCCGGCGUGCGCGCCCGGGACGAUCCGCAUCGGUCGGAGGGCGCAGAGUGCUCCAUUUUGUUUAUUAAUGUCUUUUGUACCUCGAACUUCUAUUGUUAGCUUUUAAUGGAAACACACACACACACACACACACACACACACACACACACACACACACACACACACACACACACACACACACACACACACACUUACACACACCCCUUCCCCUUUCGCUAGCCUAUCGUCUUUCGGGCAAGGGCUAGCAGAGUGAACUGCCAAAAAAAACAAGAAAAAGACGACACAAAAUCCCGUUUACUUACAAAAAAAAACCCCAAUGCCUCUCUACCGAUAACUAUUACUUUCUAAUUGUGUAUUUUGCGUAUGGUAUUAUAACUUCCAAAAAGUAAAAGUGUUAAGCGUGAGCAGCACCACAAUCCCCACGCAGGGGGGGCUCGGGAACACUCAAAGACCAAUCGAUCGCCUCCGCCAUCCCCCUGGUACUCUUACACAAAAUGACGGAACAAAUAAAUUAUACACUACAGCUUAAUUAAAAAGCCAGCUGCAUGGAUAAAAA